AUGGUUGUUGGUUCAAAACAAAGAAUAAAUUCACUUGUGGGUGAUCUGACACUUUCCCUUAAUGAUAUAUCUCUACGUAAAGUUAAGAGUACUAAGUGCUUAGGAGUGACAAUAGACGAAUUUCUCACAUGGGAUGAGCACAUAGAUAAUGUAAUUAAAAAAUUAGCGAUCGGCGUUAGUCUUCUACGUAGAAAUAGAAAAGUCUUGAAAAAGUGCGAUCUUAUGAAUGUAUAUAGAGCUAUUGUAGAACCUUAUUUUGAUUACUGUUGUAUAAUUUGGGAUGGCAUCAGUGACUAUUUGGCGUUAAAGCUUCAAAAACUUCAAAAUCGUGCAGCACGUAUUGUUACUGGAGCCGACUAUUCGCGAAGGUCCAGUGAUAUAUUAAACGAAUUAGGAUGGGAGAAGUUAGUGAACGAAGACAAAAAUGCAAAGCAGUGA
This is a messenger RNA of Paramuricea clavata, 438 nucleotides long. Lineage: Eukaryota; Metazoa; Cnidaria; Anthozoa; Malacalcyonacea; Plexauridae. The record is from the annotation of a GenBank genome assembly.